AUCCAGACAUUCACAAGUUCAGAGAGACAAUACUUCAAUCAUUCCAAUCAAUAUCUUACCUGGAGUGAGGCCAGGAACUAUUGCCAGGUCUGCUACAAGGACCUGGUGGCUCUGACCCCAUACAAUGUCCAGCUACUAAUCAAGAUGAUUGAUACAGAUCACUGGAUUGGUCUUCGCAGGAAAAUCCACGAAAACGUUACUGAAAAUAACGUCACCAGCGAUUACAUGGACAACAGUACCAUAGUACCAUACCAUAGCACAGUAGCUACUGUUACUGUUGACAGUAUAGUCAGCAGUAGCAGUGUAGUUAAUAGCACCAAUUCUACCUCUAACUAUACCAGUAGCACCAAUUCUACCUCUAACUAUACCCAAACUCCCUGUAAGUCUUGGUGCAAAUGGUCCAAUGGGGAACCCCUCAUCUUCCAGAACUGGCAUCCUGGUAUGCCAGUGUUUAAAUCUCGCCUUCCAGAAAUAAAAUGCUGCAGUUGCUCCUGCACGUGCCCAAAAUCAACAGCCAGAGUCACGACGAUGCCUGUCUCUCCCACAGCAUCACCCUCUAUACAGACCACUGUCAUGGAAUAUCUUUCUAAAACCACAGGUCAAAUGAAUUUAACCACAGACAAUGAAACAACCUCAGCCAAAAUAUACCAUGAUCCAUCGUCCCCAUCGCAAGCAUCUGAGACAACAGGAGCCAGGACAACCCUCACAGAGAGCACUGUGGGAGAAAGUACAACUCAAAUGGACAGUACCGAAACCACCAAUAAAGAGGAAACGACUACAGAAAGAGAAAAAAAAACAACUCAGCCUUCCAACCGAGAAAUACUGCUAAGUUGCACAACGAAAGAAAGCACGACUCUGGGACAAACCACCAGGGUGGAGGGAAUUAGCACUGCGGGAGAAAGUACAACUAGCAUGAAAAAUCUAAGACAAACCAUCACCCAGGAGGGAAUUAGCACUGCGGGAGAAAGUACGACUAGCAUUAACAAUCUGGGACAAGCUACCAGCCAAGAGGGAAUUAGCAAUGCAGGAGAAAGUACAACUGGCAUGGAAAAUCUCGUAUUAACCACAAACAAAGAGGGGAUUAGCACUGCAGAGGAUACCACGAAUGACAUGGAAAAUCUCUCAGUAACUACAACCCAAAAUGGACUUACCACUGCAGGAAAUAGCGAGAGUGAAGUAGAAACUCUAUUAUUAACCACCAACCAAGAAGGAUUUACACAAGUGGGGGAAAGUGAGAAGAAUUCCCCAAAUCUUCCAUUAUCUACAAACCCAGAGGGUUUUAGUACUGUAGGAGAUAGCACAAGUGACAUGGAAAAUUUCUCAGUAACUGCAACCCAAGAGGGUUUUAGCACUGUGGGAAAGAGUACAACUAGCAUAGAAGAUGUCUUAUUAACUACCAACCAAGAAGAAUUUAGCACUGAGGGGGAAAUGACGACUAAAACACAAAAUCAAUCUGUAAAUACAACUCAAGUGGGUUUUAGCACUGUCGGAGAUAGAGCCACUGACAUAGAAAGUGUUUCACUACCUACAGCACAAGAAGAAUUUAGCAAGGCAGGAGAUAGCACAACUGACAUGGAAAAUCUCUUACUAACCACCAACCAAGAAGGAUUUAGCACUGUUGGGGAAAGGACUACUGAAAUCAAAAAUCUCUCAGUAACUACAACCCAAGAAGGAAUUAGAACAGCAGGAGAUAUCACAACUGAUAACGAAAAUCUCUCAGUAACCCAAAAAGGAAGUAGCACUGCAAGAGACCGCACAACUGACCUGGAAAAUCUCUCAAUGACUACAAUCCAAGAAGCGUUCAGCACUUUUGGAGAUAGCACGACUCACUGGAAAGGUUGUGAGACCACCAACCAAGAAGCGUUUCUAACUUGUAAAGUAGUCGAAAGAACAACUGACAAUUGUUUAGAAACCACCACAGAUUCAGAAAGUACAACUGUUGUAGAAACAAUCUCUGUUACCACAAACCAAGAAAGCACAUUUCAAACAGAUACCCCUUUCACCACUGACAAAACAACUAGCAGGCCAAUCACUAGAGAUACAACUGGAAUGACAACAGAUACACAGGAACCAGUGACAUCACCACAGAGCCCAACAACUUUUGAGGCUUACGAGUCAUCUACAGGCUCCAUCUGGACAACCACACUGCCAUCAACAGAACCAACAUGUGAACAAUCUCCUGUGGAGACUGAAAUUCUCGCUGAGAUCAAUGAAAACUACAUUGAGGACUCUUGCGUGGUCAUGACCAGUUUUGGGCCUUGGGUUGAAAAGAGAUGCUUAGAGAUGCUUCCUUUUAUCUGUUAUGAAGACAGGUUUUUCGGCCAAGUCAAUGUGACAAAUGAAACUUCAGAGAGUGCCACUCUGACCUGGUUGCCUGGACCUGGUGACAUUAGUCAUUAUAUUGUUGAGGUCAAUGGUGUCGAACUGAAUGAAAAUGUGACAGGUUUGACCCUUGACCUCUUUAACCUCACAGCAGGCAGCCUCUACGACGUUAAGGUGUUUCCUGUUAAGUGUGACAGAUCCCUCAAUCCUCAGAAUGCCUCUUUCUAUACCAGGCCUUACAAAGUUAAUAAUCUAACAGUCGACAGAGUAACAGAAAAUUCUGUCUAUUUGAAGUGGAAAAUGACAGAUGGAAACGCCAGUUUCUACAUUGUAAAGACAAAUGAUCUGUCAGAAAAUGUGAGCACAACAAAUCUAGAGUUUAAAGGAUUGACGCCUGGGAGCUGUUACACAUUCUCCGUCACCUCUGGAGUUCAUGACCAAACCAAAGAGAGCGAAAAAACCUACGUUACAGGCUGCACAAAACCAGCCAAAGUGUCUAAUCUGAAAGUGACCAAUAUUACAGUCUCCUCGCUUAUUGUUAGCUGGGAAAUUCUAGAGGGAUAUUACACAGGUUUCGAUGUGAAUGUCUCCUACGCUACAAAUACAAUGUUUAUCAAUGUAAACCAAACUGAAGUGACACUAACAAAUCUGACGAGUGGGACUAAAAUCAACAUCAGUGUGUGGGCUCUCAGUAACAGCCUGAUGGGAAACAUUACAACCAUCAUCACUCACACAGCACCUGAAAAUGUCACAGAUAUUAUCUUGACUUCAGAAAAUAACCUCAUCAACGUUACAUGGAAAUAUCCUGGAGGCAGUAGUGUAACAUUCUUCAUUGAAGUUUGGAAAGAUGACGAAAAGUGUCAAACACAGAAAACUUUAGAGAUGAAUGUACAGAUUAAAGGUUUAAAGUCUUCAACCAAAUACAAAGUAGAAAUAUAUGCUGUCAGUGGAGAGAUUGAAGGGCCUAAACAGCCUGAAUACAUUUAUACAUUACCUACGCCUCCCACCGAUGUCAAAGUGGAAGAAAACACAGCAGACAGCCUCACCUUAAAGUGGGAAGCCCCGGACAAAAUAACAAAAGCUAGAUACAAAAUUCAUGUUACCAGUAUUUGGGAUGUGAAUGGCAGUAAUAUAGUACACAUCGAUGACACCACCAGCAUGAAAUUUACUAACCUUAAAUCAGGAACCAAUUAUUCUUUUGAAGUCUUCACCAUAGCCGGAAACAAUGAAAGUUUACCAGCAUCCUGCAGCGGAUCCACAGUUCCAGAUAAAAUGGAAAUCAGUCUGUCCAUGCUGUGCUCUUCAGCUGAGUCGCUCGCCUGUGCUAAUUACAAUGAAAAAGAUCUGGUUGAAAAGUUGGAAUACUUUCUGAAGAAUGGGACAAUAAACGACCAAGUCUUUUGGGAAUUUUAGAAACCAAAUAUUUGAUAAUGCAAAAAAACCCCAAAAGGGUUUGUUCACCUUUUGUUAAAAUAGAAGUUUUCUGCUUCUGGUCAAAAUGUUUUAAUAUCUGUAAUUCAAAAAUUAUUCUAUUUAUUUUUAUUGUGAUUUAAAGUUUCAGGUUCAUCUCUAGAUUAAAACACUUACUUAAAACAUGUAAAAAAAUAAAAUUUUAG
Oryzias melastigma (Indian medaka) is the source of this 3938-nucleotide messenger RNA. Its product is annotated as mucin-3A. Gene Ontology annotation, molecular function: protein binding. The record is from RefSeq and is a predicted model, not a curated record. The transcript is spliced from 10 exons. Bases 145 to 3735 code for a protein of 1196 amino acids. NCBI's taxonomy places the organism in Eukaryota, Metazoa, Chordata, Actinopteri, Beloniformes, Adrianichthyidae.